Messenger RNA from Closterium sp. Yama58-4, 3924 nucleotides. Lineage: Eukaryota; Viridiplantae; Streptophyta; Zygnematophyceae; Desmidiales; Closteriaceae. The record is from the annotation of a GenBank genome assembly.
AUGACGUCAUCUAAUCAGCAAAGGCGCAAGAAGCGGCAGGGGCAGCAGAAACAGCCAGGGCAACCAGAGUCUGCGGAAGCGGUCCAAUUGACGGGGGGAGAGGAGGAGGAGCAGCAUCCCGCGGCGGAACCGAUGGAAACUAGCGGGGCGGCGCAGGAAGCGCAAGCGGGGGCGCAAGCGGCGGAGGGUAGCUCAGGAGGCGCAGGGGAUAAGGAAUUGACGAGCGCCGAUUAUUACUUCGACUCGUACGCCCACUUCGGCAUACACGAGGAGAUGUUGAAAGACGCGGUGCGCACCAAGACGUACGAGGCCGCCAUCUGCGGCAGCACGUUUCUGUUCAAGGACAAGGUCGUCAUGGACGUCGGUGCUGGCACGGGGAUAUUGUCCCUCUUCGCCGCUAAAGCAGGGGCCAAGAAGGUGUACGCGAUGGAAUGCUCAGAGAUUGCGGAGUGCGCGCGCGAAAUUGUCGCAGCCAAUCACAUGGACCACAUAAUCACGGUGAUCAAAGGGAAGGUGGAGGACGUGGAGUUGCCAGAAGGGGAGAAGGUGGAUGUGAUUAUUUCGGAGUGGAUGGGCUAUUUCCUGCUCUAUGAGUCCAUGCUCGACACUGUGCUCUUUGCCAGAGACAAAUGGCUGACAAGCGGAGGCAUAGUGCUGCCGGACCACUGCGCACUGUACCUGGUGGCAAUAGAAGACGCGGAGUACAAGCAGGAGAAGAUCCACUUUUGGCAGUCAGUCUACGGGUUUGACAUGAGCUGCAUUCGAGACAAGGCCAUGUUGGAGCCUCUGGUCGACACUGUAGACGCCGAGCAGAUCGUUACCAAUGCAUGCCUUGUCAAGUCGCUCGACAUCAGCAAGGUGACAAGGGGUGAUCUCUCCUUCUCAGUGCCCUUCAAGCUUGUAGCGGAGAGGAAUGACUUCGUGCAUGCGCUCGUGGCCUACUUUGAUGUUGGUUUCACCAAGUGCCACAAGCCCAUUGGCUUCUCAACAGGACCCAAGAGCCGAGGCACGCAUUGGAAGCAAACAGUGCUAUACCUGGAAGACACCCUAACUAUGUGUGAAGGGGAAGCGGUUACUGGAACCAUGCAGGUGAAGCCCAAUGCUAAGAACCCUCGCGAUCUAGACAUAUCAGUGACUUACAAGUUUGAUGGUCGUAGAGGCAAGGCUUCACGCACCCAACAUUACCGCAUGCGGAGUUGGUUCAAUGCAGCGGCCUUCUGUCAUGCCAUGUGUGCGUUACUCAAUGCUGAUUGGCCACUGGCUGCGUCCGGACGUGCUGACGUGGACGCUGAGUCGUCGCCAGCUGGCAACCGUUGUGCAUCCCCUUCUGUGUCUUCUUUUGGACGAGUCUCAGAUGCUGCGUCAGCACUCGACGCCCGGAUGGCAGCAGUCGGAGUCAUGCCCAACCGGCAGUUUUGUCUUCUUCUGGUGGAGGCUUAUCUGAGGGACGGGAGGGUGGAAGAAGCGGAGGAGGCGUGUGAGAGAGUGAGGGAGGAGGGUUGGAAGGUUUCUGGGAAGGUUCUGAGAAGGAUUGUGCGUGCUUGGGCGAGAGAGGGGAGAGCGGGGGAGGCAGAGGAGGGAGUGAGGGAGAUGGUGAAGGAAGGGGUCCAAUUGGAUGUUGCCACGUGUAACAGCAUGAUUGGGCUGUAUGCUCGCGUGGGGGCGUAUGACAAGGCAGGGCGAGUAUGGGAGUGGAUGGAGGAGAAUGGCGGAGAAGAGGAGGAAACGGAAGGGGAGUGGGGACAGAGCGGAGGGGAGUGGGAAGAGAAAGGAGGAGCAGAAGGAGGAAGGAAGAGGAGAAGCAGCAAUGAUUGCACUCCAACGGAAGCAACGUAUCGUGCCCUCAUUCGCAUGUACACCCAUGCGGGCAUGCCCAACGAGGCCAUUCACGUGCUGCAUGCCAUGCACGCUCGCGGUUUUCCGUGGAGGGAUGGCCUGCUGGCGUCAGUCAUUCGCUGCCUUGCUGCUGCUGGCAGGUGGAGGGACGCUCAAGACCUGUUUCACGAAGCACAGCGCAUGGCCCAAGCCCUCGCAGACGAAGCAUUUGCCGAACCAGCACCGCAGGCUCGGCCCGAACCUGUGGUCUGGAGGAGCAUUCAGUUGGACCUUGCAGCUUUGGGACCGAGCCUGGUGUCUGGUGCUGCUUCGGGAACCAUCGAGCUAGACCCAGCAGGGAGGGAGAAGCAGGUGGAGGGUGGUGACUGGGGGGGCGGCGUGCUGUUAGGGGAGAGGCAAAGGCAAAGAGACGUGGCAGGGGAGCAGGGAGGGGUAAUAGCUGAGCAGAAGGACUUGAUCGGCGAGCAGUCGUACAAGGCACUGAUGGGUGCUUACCAACGCGCAGGGCAGGCGGAGCAGGCUGAGGAGCUGCUGCUGGCAAUGGAAAAGCGAGGCAUGCCCCUCACUGCGGACCUGUACCACAUGGUCAUGGACGCACAUGGCAGGGCGGGCAACACAGCAGCUGCAGAGGCCAUUCUGGAGAGCCAGCUUGAUUACACGAGACAACUUCCUGCCAAACCAUCUGCCAAACCAUCUGCCAAACCAUCUGCCGAACCAUCUGCCGAACCAUCUGCCAAACCAUCUGCCGAACCAUCUGGUGGACCAUCUGUUGAAUCAUCUGCCGCACCAUCCCCCGGACCAUCUGCCGAACUAUCUGCUGAAACAUCUGCCAUACCGUCCUUCUCAGCGUCAGCCCCAGCAGCAAUGAGCUUGAGAUUAGGUGACGAUGGCACCUCAUCAGCAGGUGCCACGUCAGCCACAAGUGCCACGUCAGCAUCAUCAACCGCCAGCACACCGUUCGCGCCGCCCAGGCCAGACAUCGUCCAGCUCACCUCCCUCGUGCACGCGUACCUGCGGGAGGGAAACUUCCAGGAAGCAGCAGUGCGUGUGCGGCAGAUGAGAGAGCUUGGGCUGGUCCCCACCUACAAGACGUGGGCCACGGUGGUGAGCGGUGCAGCGCGGUGCAGAGAUUUAUCAGACUGCUGCUCUCUGCUGGAAGCACUCUCCUUUGUGGGGUUUGACGUUCCUGAGAGGCUGCUCCUCCAAUGCGAUGACGACACCUGGACGGACAUCGACAGUCUGCUGACGUGGCUGCUGGAGAGGGAUGCCAGCUGGACCACAGAAGAAAGCAGCGGGAAUGGGAGUGCAGGGAAGGGUGUGGGGGAGGGCAGUGCAGCGAGGAGCACAGUCAACGUGCUGGUGGACCUGCUGUGGUGCUUUGGCCAGCGAGCCAGGGCCCACCGCCUCUUCCUCCUCUCCACCCACCGGGGUGUGUAUCCUCGGUUCAGUGCUCGAGCUGCACCAGACGACUGGAAGCUGGAUGUACGCACGCUCUCCCCCGGUGCUGCCCUUGUUGCGCUGCAUCACUGGCUUGACAUGGUGCAGGACGCAGCUCUCCAGGGUGUCCCAGCUCCCCGCCACGUCAGCAUCGUGACAGGUGGCAUGCUGCAGCGCGUCAGCAGCAGCACUGUGCCAGGUGGCAGCGUGUCAUUGAAGCGCACGGUGCGCAGCUGGCUGUGGGCCAUGGGGGCUCCAUUCCGAGCUGACGAGGAGAGAGAGGGCGUGCUGGCAGCGAGAGGGUACUCUGUGGAGAGAUGGGUCAAGGAUGCUCCAAGCUGUCAAGAUCUGUCAUUAGAAGACUCACCAUAUCCUACACCAACUAACACCAUGUGCAUAUAUGAAAAUGCUCUUAUGCGCACAGAUGUCGUGGCUUUGUUACAAGAGCUAGACGAGCACGGGUUGUUGGAUGGGAAAAGAGGACCUCCAAGGGUGAUGUCGCGGCUAUUGCGGAUUAAAGAGGAGAAGAAGGAUCAGUGGAUAAAGAUGCAAGCGGUGCUUACAGAGACGAGGGCGCAACGGGCUGCCAAGGCUAGGAAGAAACGUGAUAGGAACAGGGAGCUUAGGAAAGCACGGAAAACAAAAAGGUGA